Messenger RNA from Onychomys torridus (southern grasshopper mouse), 791 nucleotides. It is a transcript of the gene Srp14, whose product is annotated as signal recognition particle 14. Gene Ontology annotation, biological process: SRP-dependent cotranslational protein targeting to membrane. The record is from RefSeq and is a predicted model, not a curated record. Gene Ontology annotation, molecular function: endoplasmic reticulum signal sequence receptor activity; 7S RNA binding. Lineage: Eukaryota; Metazoa; Chordata; Mammalia; Rodentia; Cricetidae. Gene Ontology annotation, cellular component: signal recognition particle, endoplasmic reticulum targeting. Bases 82 to 414 code for a protein of 110 amino acids. The transcript is spliced from 5 exons.
CGCCCAUCGCAGGCGAGACUUCCGGCUGUAACGGCUUUGGGCCGGCUUCUGCUGACGGAGUUGACAUUCGCCGAGACCGGGAUGGUGUUGCUCGAGAGCGAGCAGUUCCUGACGGAGCUGACCAGGCUCUUCCAGAAGUGCCGGUCGUCGGGCAGCGUGUACAUCACCCUGAAGAAGUAUGAUGGUCGCACCAAGCCUACUCCACGGAAGAGUUCUGUGGAGGGCCUCGAGCCCGGAGAAAACAAGUGUCUGCUGAGAGCCACAGAUGGGAAAAGGAAGAUCAGCACUGUGGUGAGUUCCAAAGAAGUGAAUAAGUUUCAGAUGGCCUAUUCAAACCUCCUGAGAGCUAACAUGGAUGGGCUGAAGAAGAGGGACAAGAAGAACAAGAGUAAGAAGACCAAGCCAGCACAGUGACAGCCGUGGCCAUUAGCAACAGCUGAAGGGCACUUUCCUGUGUUUGCUGCUUUUGGCACCCUCUGUGUGUAACUGUUUCCAUGGGUUGUUUAAGAGAGGAGGGCUGGCUGAUCAUAGGGUAGUUGUGGUAAGAAGAUCUUAGAUCUUCACUGUAUGGUUGCAUAUUCUUAGAUUCCAGCCUUAAUGUCUAGUCAUCUUUGAAGAGCUGUGUGUCAUUAAGUCCAUCCACGCUAGCUGUUUCUUUGCCUGCCCUGUUCCUGACAGUAACUACUAACUCUUGAAUGAUACAGUUACUCAGUUGGGUUUUUUUGCCUUGUCUUUGAGAAUACUGUAAUAGAAAUCUGGCAGUUUUAUUAAAAGUCAUGUUAUCCUAUGGA